Messenger RNA from Dentiscutata erythropus, 306 nucleotides. NCBI's taxonomy places the organism in Eukaryota, Fungi, Glomeromycota, Glomeromycetes, Diversisporales, Gigasporaceae. The record is from the annotation of a GenBank genome assembly.
AUGACAAAAUGGCAUUCAAUUAUAAGAGAUUUAUUAAAUGAGAUUAUAAAUCAAUAUAAUAUUACACUAACUAACUUUACACAAACUGUUAAUCAAUUUAGUCAAAUAUAUAUAAAUAAUACACUUCCGCUAGGCAUAAUUAUAUCCAAGACAACUCUACCAACACAAAAUAAAGCAGCAACAGCAAGAAAUAAUAAAGAGAAUCCAUCAAGAUAUUUGGAAACCAAGCAAGGCAAUACAAUAUCAAACAGCAAACCCUCCAAACCCAAUAUUGGGAAUAACCCAAAGAAAGCCCAAUAUUGCUGA